Molecule: messenger RNA, 1334 nt
Organism: Rhincodon typus (whale shark)
Lineage: Eukaryota; Metazoa; Chordata; Chondrichthyes; Orectolobiformes; Rhincodontidae
Gene: wdr46
Product: WD repeat domain 46
Exons: 9
Biological process (GO): maturation of SSU-rRNA from tricistronic rRNA transcript (SSU-rRNA, 5.8S rRNA, LSU-rRNA)
Cellular component (GO): small-subunit processome; nucleolus; 90S preribosome
Molecular function (GO): protein binding
Source: RefSeq, a predicted model, not a curated record
GUGGCUGCACACUGAGACGAUGUUUGCUGCGGCCCAGAAGAAGUGGCUGUAUAUCUACGAUAACCAGGCGGUCGAGCUGCACUGUGUGAAGAAAUUCAACGACGUCCGACGCAUGGAGUUCCUGCCCUACCACUUUCUCCUGGCCACCUGUAAUGCCCGGGGAUUUCUUCAAUACCUUGAUGUCUCCGUGGGGAAGGAAGUCACAGCCAUCUGCACCAAAGCUGGACGCCUGGAUGUGAUGACCCAGAAUCCAUACAACGCCAUCAUUCACCUGGGUCACCCACAGGGGACGGUGAGUUUGUGGAGUCCGAACAGUAAAGAGCCUCUGGUCAAGAUGCUGUGCCACCGAGGAGGGGUCCGUGCCAUCGCCAUUGACAGGACUGGAACGUACAUGGCUACAACAGGUUUGGACAGGAAGCUGAAUAUUUUUGACAUCCGCUCAUACCGCCCUCUGCAUUCCUAUUUCAUCUCCAGUGGAGGCAAUCACUUAGCAUUCAGUCAGCGUGAUCUACUCGCUGUGGGCUCUGGGACCACUGUCAAUGUUUACAAAGACAUUCACCACGCAACUGUGUCAAAACCGUACCUGACCCACUCUCUCCCCCAGGGGGUGCACGGCCUCCAGUUCUGUCCCUUCGAGGAUGUCCUGGGGGUUGGCCACGGCCGGGGCUUCAGCAGCUUGUUGGUGCCAGGUGCUGGAGAAGCGAAUUUCGACGGCCUGGAGUGCAAUCCGUACCGAAGUAAAAAACAGAGGCAGGAGUGGGAGGUGAAGGCUCUGCUGGAGAAGAUACAGCCUGACCUGAUUACCCUGGACCCCACCAAACUGGGGAAGGUAGACUUCAUUACCAUGAGCCAGAAAAACCAGGAACGAGUCCAACGUCUGGGUUUCGAUCCGUCCCAAAGGGAGAAGUUUGAGCCCAAGCGGAAGAUGAAAGGCAGGAGUUCAGCGAAAAGUAUCGAGAGACGGAAAAGGAAGGUGGCUGUCGCUGAGCAGAGGGAAGCAAUCCGCCAGAGCGUGCAGGAGAAACAGGAGGCAGUCCGCGAGAGGGAGAAAGUGGCCAAGAGCAGACUGUCACACACUAAAGGGAGUGCCUUGGAUCGAUUCCACAAAUGAUUGUGCUGUGACUGGGAAGGACAGGAGGCUCGGUUCACCCUGCUCUGUGUAACAGGGUCCCCGUGUCCCACUCCUGCCCAGAGACUCUCCAACGUUUGCAUUUCAGAAACCUCCUGCUUGAGAUCCAGGCAGCGACGGACCUAACCGCUAACUGGGGAAAUGGUAUUUUAUUCCGAACAACCAAAUAAACUUAUUUCCGCUGGCGAUGAGCCCAUCCUGAAAA